UAGUGAUUGAUGUUAAAUCUGCAUCUGAAGAUGAAACUAUCACAUCUUCCACAAUCUCAAAAACUGAUUUAUCACUUAACAAAAAUUUCAUUUCAACAAAACAAAAUCAAAAAUUUCUUACUAGUUAUGUUUCAUAUUCACUAUCUAGUAAAGAUAAAGAACAUUUUGAAAAUUUAAUAUUAUGUAUGAUAGUAUCUAAUUGUCUUUCUUUUAUAUUCAUGAAGAAUCAGAAAACACAAGAUGUGUUUAAUUAUAUUGCACCAGUUCUAAAGCUAUCUAAUCGACAUGCAAUAAAUAAAAUUGGUGUAAUAGCAGUCUUUAAUGGCUGGAUGAACAUUAAACAAAAGCAUCUUUUUGGUAUCGUGUUGAUCACUUCUCAAGGUAAAGCCUUGCAUCAGCUAAGAGUAGAAUAUCCAAAUAAGGUUUUUAUGCCAUAUAUGGCACAUCAAAUGAACUUAGUUUUUAGUGACAUUUUUAAGGUGUCAGAUAUAUUUAAUGCAUCAUCAAAAAAGACAAUAUGUAUUAAAAAACAUAGUGAAGUCAAAAAGGAUAAACAACAGUAUAAGCAAAUUCAUGCUAUAACUUUUAUUCAACAAGAAUUGACCGAAUCUUUCUCAUUUAAAAGUAAUAAUAUAGAAAAUAAAUUAUUAGAUUCUAACAAUUCAUUAACUCAAUUAAGCAAAACUCUUGAAAUGAAUGAUAAUGUAGUUGAUAAUAUUGAAGAAAAUUGGUUAUGCAUAGUUGAAAAUUUAAUUGGUUUGUUGAAUAGUAAAAAUCAGUUAAAUAAUAGUGAAAUUGUAGAUAGUGAGCCACUCGAAUUUGAAUUGCAUAAGCAUAUUACUUAUCCAGUAGAUAAUCUAUCAGCAAAAUGGA
This is a messenger RNA of Cetraspora pellucida, 873 nucleotides long. NCBI's taxonomy places the organism in Eukaryota, Fungi, Glomeromycota, Glomeromycetes, Diversisporales, Gigasporaceae. The record is from the annotation of a GenBank genome assembly.